Molecule: messenger RNA, 411 nt
Organism: Zymoseptoria tritici IPO323
Lineage: Eukaryota; Fungi; Ascomycota; Dothideomycetes; Mycosphaerellales; Mycosphaerellaceae
Exons: 1
Coding region: 1-411 (136 amino acids)
Source: RefSeq, a predicted model, not a curated record
AUGCCCAACCCCACCCUCCUCAAAACCCACUUCAUCAUCGACGAAGACAACAGCACCCGCCACACCGAAAUCCGCACCGUCCUCCUCAACCGCACCUCCACCCCGCUCUUCUACAUCUGCACCCGCGACGGCCGCCACCCCCUCGACCGCAACACCAAAAUCCGCACCGCCAGACCCACCAGAUCGGGAAGCAAGUGGGGCACUCACGAUCCGGGACCUUCGGUGGCGGGCACGCGUCUCUGGUGCGAUACGGAGGAGAUCCGGGCGAUUGCGAAGAGUCAUCCGGAUGAGAGGCAUCGGACGACGUGGACGGAUGUUAAAAAUGGGAGGGAUUGGAGGGUGAAACAUCUGGUGGCGGCGAGGGAGUUUAGGUGGGAGGUUGGGGGGAGGGGGUUUUUGUGGAGGCAGUGA